GAACAACACGACGAGCGGAUCAGGCACCCUGUCGAGAGCUCACGAGCCGUUUUCGCGAUGCGUUCCUGCAGCCUGAAGCUUCGAGAGCUUCGCGUCAUCCAUCCUUUAAAUUUUGCUAUGCCUUUGUGAACAGCCGCACAACAUACGGGUUGGUCAGCUUCGAGCACUAUUGUCGUUCUUGUGCUUUAUAAACACCACUGCUCUUUCCUUUGCCUAUCUUAUUCCCUUCUCGAAGUACGUCCCGCGUACAUACCACCAUCCACAAGUCACAACGUCAUCAUGGCACAGAACCAAGCCGCGUGGAUUGACAAAGAGCCCAGAAAGCCUUUGCGAGUAGGAUCGGCUGACGUUCCUACGCCUGCUGAUGACGAGAUCGUUGUCAAGAACCAUGCCCUCGCCAUAAAUCCCGUGGACUGGAAAAUCCAGGACUACGGCCUCUUUGUCCAGCAAUGGCCCAACAUUCUCGGCACAGAUGUAGCUGGUGAAGUGCACGCGGUGGGCAAGAACGUUACACGCUUCAAGAAAGGCGAUCGCGUGGUAGCUCACGCCGUGGGCCUCGCAAACGGAAAAGCCACACAUGGUGCCUUCCAACUCUACACCGCGAUCCAAUCGGCAUACGCCGCAAUCAUCCCGAGCAACAUCUCUUACACGAAUGCUGCUGUCCUCCCUCUCGCCAUCGACACUGCCGGCCACGGCCUUUACGACCAGCGCAGCAAGGGCUUCCUUGGUUUGCCUGAACCGACACUACACGGAUCGCCUUGCAAUAAGACAAUUGUCGUUUGGGGUGCUUCAUCAUCUGUCGGAGCCCUCGCAGUCCAGCUCGCCACAGCUUCCGGCGCAAAGGUCAUUGGUGUGGCAUCAAAGCACAACCACGACUUUGUCAAGAGCCUCGGAGCAGUUGCAGUGCUCGACUACAAGGAGCCUACAAUAGUCGACGAUGUCGUGAAAGCCAUUUCUACUGCUGGAGGAGAGUUCGCGGGUGUUUACGAUGCUAUUGCCCUCCCGGACUCACGAAAAUCCGUCUUCCCGAUUGUCGAGCAGUUCGGUGGUAACAAUGUUGCGGGCACCCUGCCUCCACCAGAGUCUGGUCUUCCCGAGAAGAUCAAGUAUGGAGCCAUCUUUGCUGUGAAUGAGGUCAACGCUCCGAUUUGGGAGAAGUUCGUCACCCCGGCUCUGGAGUCGGGACAGCUCAAGGCUGUGCCAGAGGCAGUCGUCGUCGGAAAGGGACUUGAAAGUGUGCAGAAGGGGCUUGAGGCCAACAAGGCUGGUGUUAGCGCGAAGAAGAUCGUCGUGGAGUUGUAGUCUAAAGAGGGUAUGAAGAUGUGAUAGAGUACAUCGGUGGAAAUUCAUGGCACAUGGAGCAUCUCAUGAGAUACACAUACGACCGGCGUAUACAUCUGUAGCAUCAUGUUGCAUACCAUACGGCACCUAACGCACAGCUUGGCAUAUUUGAUGACAAGCUUGACACUUUAUGGAAGGAAGUCUUAUCCAAUAAGCAAAAUGAGCGACGCUACUGUCAGGUAAUCUCAACCACACCAAC
Molecule: messenger RNA, 1540 nt
Organism: Cercospora beticola
Lineage: Eukaryota; Fungi; Ascomycota; Dothideomycetes; Mycosphaerellales; Mycosphaerellaceae
Product: zinc-binding alcohol dehydrogenase family protein
Molecular function (GO): oxidoreductase activity, acting on NAD(P)H
Source: RefSeq, a predicted model, not a curated record